UAAAAAAGAAUGCUUAUAUUUUCAAAUAUUUUGUCACAAUACAAUAAUGAUGAUAGAGGUGUAGGAAGUAGAGAACUUUCACAAAGAAAUAUGAAAUUAUUACAAAGAUUAGGAUUUAUUGUAUAUAAUAAAAAUAGAGGUAAAAAUUAUAAUCAUGAAUCAAAAAAGUAUAAUAAAUCAUAUUAACAGUAGUAGUAGUAUAUUCAAUGUUAGUGAUAAAGUGAAAUUUGAUGAAAGUGUAACUAAACUUGAAUAUCAUAGUCACACCCCAUAUGCAUCUCAAACAUAUAAUUAUAAUGAUGAAAUUCGUAUCAGUGUCAAUCAACAAGAUAUUUACACGCUACCAAGUAAAAGUUUCCUCCUAAUUGAAGGUAAUAUUGAUGUUAAGAAAGCAGAUGAUACAAAAACAGACUAUUCACUAAUAAACAAUGGUGUAGCACAUUUAUUUGAUGAAAUUAGAUAUGAACUGGGUGGGGUUGAAGUUGAUCGUACACGUAAUGUAGGAAUUACAACCACAAUGAAAAAUCUUCUAUCUCAAUCUGCACUCAAUGAAAAAGUAAUGGAAAAUGCUGGAUGGAAAUUACAAGGAUGGAAAAAUUUAGAAAAAUUCAGUUUUUGUAUACCAUUAGAAAUGUGGUUGGGUAUAAUGGAAGAUUAUAAAAAAGUUAUAUUGAAUGUUCGGCAGGAGUUAGUUCUUCUAAGAUCAUCAUCAGAUAAAAACAGUAUUCAAUCAACAACAGCAGGUAAAGUAAAAAUUGAUAUAACAAAGAUACAAUGGCGUGUACCCUAUAUACAUGUUUCAGACUCAAUUCGCAUUGAUUUAUUAAAUCUAUCUCACAAUGAUAAGGGUAUUGUCAUACCAUUCAGAUCAUGGCAGCUUCAUGAAUUUCCAUCAUUACCUGAAGCCACCACACAACAAUGGACAGUGAAAACAGCAUCACAAAUGGAAAAGCCUAGAUUCAUUAUUCUUGGAUUUCAAAGAGAUAAGAAAAAUAGUAUAGCUGAAAAUAUGUCAAACUUUGAUUUUUGUAAACUCAACAAUAUUCGCUUGUAUUUGAAUGCACAAUACUUCCCCUAUGAUAGUAUAAUGGGUAAUAAACACUUGUUGUAUCAUAUGUUUUCGGAUUUUCAACAUUCAUACUAUCCUCAUAGACAACAUGAUAGCUAUACAUCAAUAGACUAUGAUACAUUUGAUAAAUACACACCAUUAAUUGUUAUAGACUGCAGCAGACAAAAUGAAUUAUUAAAAUCUGGAGCAAUAGAUGUGAAAUUAACAUUUGAUUCAACAGAAAAUUUCAAACCAAAAACAACCGCCUAUUGCCUAAUUCUCUAUGAUAAUAUCUAUGAAUACACACCAUUGAGUGGCAUGGUUAGGAAAGUAAUGUAAAGUUAAAAUUCUAGAUAGAGAUUAGAAUAA
Messenger RNA from Nilaparvata lugens (brown planthopper), 1417 nucleotides. RefSeq lists its product as uncharacterized. Lineage: Eukaryota; Metazoa; Arthropoda; Insecta; Hemiptera; Delphacidae. The transcript has 2 exons. The record is from RefSeq and is a predicted model, not a curated record. Bases 155 to 1387 code for a protein of 410 amino acids.